AUGACGGACAAGCCUUUUUUUUAUUCUUGCUAUCUACUUCGCUCAUGCCAACCAGGACGAAGAAUCCCAGCUUAUAUUGGAUCAACUCUUGACCCUUCUCGUCGUUUGCGCCAACACAAUGGACUAAUCAAAGGCGGAGCCCAGCAAACUAUCAAAUGGCGUCCAUGGGAGAUGGUUGCAAUUGUUUAUGGAUUCCCAAGCGACGUGACUGCACUUCAGUUUGAGUGGGCAUGGCAAAAUCCACAUAAAUCCCGACAUUUUAAAAAGGACCAAUUCUCAGAGACUAGAUCCAAUAUGGUUGUCAAGGGAAAACUCAAAGUCCUGUCCAAAAUGCUGCAUUUAGAGUACUGGGCUCGAUGGCCAUUGAAAAUCCAGUUUACUGUACUGGAUGUUCAAGAAAUGUUCAAAACUUUUCAAGCACCACCUCCACAUAUAGUUGUCACUUUUGGAUCGGUGAGCACGGUUAAUGUUGGAAUCGUGUCGCCAGAUAUACCAGAUUUACAAACAGAAACGGAUUGCAUCAUUUGUUAUGAAACACUCAAUUUGCAGGAUCAGUCCUCUUGGCUGAGAUGUUCCAGACCCAAAUGUAAAAUGCGUGGACAUUUGGUUUGUCUGUCUAGCUGGUUUAUCGAGGAAGAAUGCCAAUCAUUACAAGAUCGGCAGUGCAUGCAGCUGCUGCCAAUCAAUGGAACAUGUCCAAUUUGUCGACUGAAUCUCGUGUGGGGUGAUCUUGUGGCUGAUUUAAAACUAAGAGUUUCUGGAUUGGUUCAAGUGCGUAGUAGUAUAGAUGGAGAGUGUAUCGAUCCGAAUAGAGGCGAAACCAACUGCACUGACCUUGAUGCUGUAGAUAUAUCUGACGACGAUUUGGUUAUUGAUCUAAAUGAUUUUAUUUCAAAUGCGUCACUCUUGGAUACACCAUAUGCGUCUGGAUCUAGUAGAUGUAUUGAUACUGAAAGUGCGGCUCGGUCUGUGUUAAAACCCUCUGGAUCGCAUCGGUCUUGUGCACCAACUUCUGAUAAUGGUUACAUGCAUCAGCCUGCACCAUCAUCAAGAUGUAUUUCCAAUAGAAGCGCCAGUAGUAUUAGACAGACUCUGCCUUCUCGUCCUAUGCCAAUAACCAUAACACUGCUGGACGAUAGUGAUAAUGAGAGUGGUCAUGUCCAAUCCAAAAUAACGCGUAGAUCCACUGCCUCGUCGAAUUUGGUGCCAAGCAUUGGAAGCAAUCCCUCAAGCCAUAAUGGUACAACCAGAUUGACAAACACUCGCCAACUGGCUGACCACCAAGAGCUUACUUCUGAUGAUGAUGAUGACCUGUUGAAUGCAUUGCUUGUUGGCAAUCGUUGA
Batrachochytrium dendrobatidis JAM81 is the source of this 1344-nucleotide messenger RNA. RefSeq names its product endonuclease. Lineage: Eukaryota; Fungi; Chytridiomycota; Chytridiomycetes; Rhizophydiales. Bases 1 to 1344 code for a protein of 447 amino acids. Gene Ontology annotation, biological process: double-strand break repair via homologous recombination. The transcript has 4 exons. Gene Ontology annotation, cellular component: Slx1-Slx4 complex. Gene Ontology annotation, molecular function: 5'-flap endonuclease activity; crossover junction DNA endonuclease activity. The record is from RefSeq and is a predicted model, not a curated record.